GGGAGGGGCAAUGGGCGAGAAGCCCAAGCAGACACAGGACUCAAGUCUCACAAAGCUGAGAUCAUGACCUGAACUGAAACCAAGGGUCCAACACUCAAUUGAGUGAGCCACCCAAGUGCCUCUCAGCGCCUUGCGAAAAGCAGUUAGGAAUUGUGCUCUCUUGUUCAUUUUUUCCAGCAUUUACUCUGUAGCCUUUCAGUAGUAUUUACUUCACAAUUUAGAUUUUGUGCGUGAUCUUGAUCCUUAUAUCUAGGUGUGACAACAUAGCUCUUCAGUUUUUAAAGGUUUAUUCUAAGUCACUACUGGAAGAGUUACUCUAAAAUUCAGCCAGGACUCCGGUUCAGUUUGAGUUGGCAUUUGGAGAACAUAUCCCUAUUAAGUUGAUGAUGGUAAUGUGUGAAGUAACUUUUUUAUGUCUUGCUUUUUAGGAGUAGGUGGUUUAGCAGCCCUGGGUGACCAGGGAAUUUCACAAAUAAACCCACCAGCAAGUUUAAAUACAAGUAGGGCCCACUCGGAGGAGGUGGAGUGCUGCUGUUGCUCAAAAAAGAUGUCUAGCGGCUCCAGUGAAGCUGAUGUGAUAAGAACACGAAUACCUGCUUAUGAUGAUGAUAACACUGUUCUUUAUGCAUAUGAACCAAACACUGCAUAUGUCAAUAAUCAGGAAACUGUGAUGUCUGACACAUCCUACAAUGAAGAACAACAAAAAACUGUUGUGGAUGUCCUCAAUCAUUGUCAGGUCAUCUAUGAUGCUAUUCAAAACCUGGAUAAGAAAUUUGAUGUCAUUCAUGGAAAAGUUUCAAAAAUCCACCGUUUUCGUGUGAAAUCACUGUGGCAGAAUCGCAAGCCACUUGGAUAUGCUUAUAAAAAUUAUAAUUACCUGCUUUCCAGAAAGAUCAGAUUGCAGAAAUUGAGGAAGAAGGAACCUCCUUCUUCAUUCUCUUACCCUGAAAGUUAUAGCCCAACUAUGCCGGUGGAAAGGCCCCCAGAUGAUUCCCAGAGCAAUCCUAUAGGAUCACCCUACCGUUCAGAGGAGGGGUCCCCAGAACGGGAUCCAGAGUCAUUCCUCCCUGAGCAGGAGCCGAAUCUGAGCCAGAGUCCAACACUUCCCUCCAUGUAUUCUUCACAUUCAUACCAGCCAUAUUUCACACCUGAUGAUCCGAUUCAGGGCUCCUCUACCAUCGUGCCCUACUGUCCCAGCCCAGGGCCCAAUACCAGCCACAUGUUCUCACCUACUCGAGCUUGUACAGUAGCACCCGGAUCCAUUCUGGGUCAAGGUGAGCCCAGUCCGACGCAUAACCCUGAGAUGAUGACUUAUCCAGCUCUAAUGGAAAAUAAGUGCCUCGGCCAUACUGCCUCAUCUCUUUGUAUCCCGCCCAACUUUGCUACAAGUUCACCAAUUGGAACUGACCCAGGUAUCCUAAAACAAAGCUUCUCGGAUGACCCUUCAACCUGGUCUGUGGAGGAAGUGAUCCAGUUUCUGAAACAAACAGAUCCUCAGACAUUCACAUUCGCCAUCGCUGACCUUUUCAGGCAACAUGACAUUGACGGAAAGGCUCUGCUACUACUAAAGAGUGACAUGAUGAUUAAGUACAUGGGGCUGAAGCUGGGGACAGCCCUGAAGUUGUGCCACUACAUCGAUAGGCUUAAAGAAGAAAAAUUCUUUGUCAACUGAAAACAUGUUUGUGUCAAUUUAGCUCGAUCUUCAUUCAGGGGAGACCAGUGCCAUCUUGGUGUAAAAUCAUUUUUCUGCCCUUAGAAGUUUUUGUUGUGUAGAAGGUUCUUCUAAAAACUAUGUUCUGUCCAGAAUUGCAGAACUCCAUUAUAGUCUGGUCUACUCUUUCAGAAGCCAUCUAACAUGUGAGCAUUGGCGGUUUGUUAGAUUGGGAGUUUUUUCGUUAUAUCUUUUUAUUAUUUUUAUUGCAUAGUUUACAAUUGUACUUCACACAGGAAACAGAAACACCUCUAAUUUCUGUUCAUCUUUAUCUAAGGAACCAAAACAGCUGAAUCCCAAAGAGAAAAUAUCAGGGCCUGAAAAGUUCUCUAGUAAAUCCAUGGAUUUUCCUUAGAAGAAAACUUAAAAGAUGCAACUAUAGAUAGCAUCUUUCUAAAAUCUUUUAUGUUUGUUACUGCAAGCUUCUGUUCAUGUUCUACCAGCUUCCCAAAAGGGAAAGCCAUAUAAAGUAUUUUCCUUUCUAUUAUUAUUUCUAUAUAUGUUGUAUUUGUUUCUAUUUAAAGAAAAAAAGGCAACCUUAUAAGCUUUCUUAAAGUAUUUUUACCAAUUUUUAGAUAAAUUGUUAGAACGGUCAUUUUAUGCAAGAGAUACUUAGUUUACAACUUAACAUAUUUUACCUAAGCUUGGACAUUUCACUAGGCACUCAUUGCUCCCAUCUCUCUAUAAAGAUGCCUAUGUCCAAAUUUUUGAAAGAUACGUUUUUAUUGUCUGUGUUCAUAAUGAUACUGUUUCAUAUUUAUAUUUUAUUCUAUAUCUGAAGUAUACACACAAGUAAGUCUUCUUUUUGAAUUUAAGGAUAGCACUUUGCACUUCACAGAGGUAAAGAUGAACUAUAUCCAGUGAGAUGUUUUUAUUCUGUUAAAAAUAUUCACAUCAUCUGCCAUCACUAGUACCUCUCAGCUGACUCUUCAGGGUUUCCAUACAGGGAAGCUCUCUGUCCUGUGCAAUGUUUCUAGUUCAUUUGCUUUCUGAGCCAUUUAUCCUACUAAACUUUGAAAAAUACAUUAGCUCUAAUUUGUCAUUUUGGACUUUAUUUUAAGAAUUAGAAAAUUAGAACAUUCAAGUGAAACCUGUUCAUUGUUUUAUUUAUUACCUUGUUAUAUUAUAUAACAUUUGAUAUAAUAUUUAUAAGCUGUGAGAAUUGGUGCUAAGUGUAUUAGCCAUUUGUUACAAAUGCCAAUAAAAUGUUCACCAGGGGCAAAAAUACACAUCUUACUUUUCAAAAACCAAGUGUGCUUUAUAAACAAAUGCAAUUCUUUACUGGGCAUAUGUGACUUAAAAGGUGCUUUUAUUUAUGUUACUCAUUUAUGUUGUUUCUUGUAAGACAAGAUUCUAUUUUAAACUUGAUCUUCUCUCAAAUUGUGUGAAGAUGCUGUGCCCAGCUGAACAGUCCUCAGGUGUUUGUAUGAAUACUAUGUUUUACAGUUUCAGAUUUUAAAAUAUAAUAAAGUUUUAAAACCACAA
Molecule: messenger RNA, 3196 nt
Organism: Lontra canadensis (Northern American river otter)
Lineage: Eukaryota; Metazoa; Chordata; Mammalia; Carnivora; Mustelidae
Gene: SCML1
Product: Scm polycomb group protein like 1
Exons: 7
Coding region: 413-1672 (419 amino acids)
Molecular function (GO): protein binding
Source: RefSeq, a predicted model, not a curated record